GCGACUCUGACAAAGGAUGAAUUCAAGCUCUUUGAGCACAAUCCACGAGAUUUAACCAACUCAAGCCCAACCACCACACUCUGAGCGAACAUAUUAGAUUAAUCCACUCCGUCGCCUCAACUCAAACUGUUUUGUUCGCUUUGCCAUUUACCUCAGACUCUAGUGUUCGCGCGAGGGCUUCUCCAAGAUGGAGAGCUUUGAUAACAUCUACCUUGACCUUUCUAAGCAGCCUGGAAAGUGCAAGCUUGCAGAGACGGGGUUGGGAUGGCGACCUGCUGGAGGCGGCGAUACUUUCACCCUUGACAGCAGCAAUAUCGGCGCGGCCCAGUGGAGCAAAGCAGCAAAGGGAUUCGAGUUGAAGAUCUUGUCGCGUUCUUCAGGCGUUAUUCAAAUGGAUGGUUUUGACCAAGAGGACUUCGAGCGGUUGAGCAAAGCAUUCAAAGUAUGGUACGGGAUAAAUGUGGAAAGCAGAGAACACGCGCUUCGAGGCUGGAACUGGGGCAAAGCAGAAUUCACCAAGGCGGAGCUAGCCUUUAAUGUCCAGAAUCGACCCGCGUUCGAAAUUCCUUACUCCGAGAUUUCAAACACGAACCUUGCCGGAAAGAACGAGGUUGCUAUAGAGCUUUCCCUCUCCGCCGACGCAAACGAUUCCAAGCCGGCGGGUAGCACCAAGAACCGUGGUAGAAAGGCGGCUGCCGGACCCGAUGAGCUGGUCGAGAUGCGAUUUUACAUUCCCGGAACGGCGGUCAAGACAGAAAAGGGCAUCAAGGAGGAGAAUGCGGACGAAGAAAACGAAGAAGAAGGUGCGGAGGAAGGAGAGGAGCAGAACGCCGCCAACUUAUUCUAUGAGGUACUCAUGGAAAAGGCGGAGAUUGGAGAUGUGGCCGGAGAUACAUUCGCUACUUUCUUGGAUGUACUUCAUCUCACACCAAGAGGUCGAUUCGAUAUCGAUAUGUACGAGGCCUCAUUCCGUCUACGCGGAAAGACCUACGACUACAAGAUCCAAUAUUCCUCCAUCAAAAAGUUCUUCCUGCUUCCAAAGAACGACGACACUCACACGCUUAUUGUUCUUGGCCUCGAACCUCCAUUGCGCCAAGGCCAGACCCGUUACCCUUUCUUGGUAAUGCAAUUGAAGUUGGAUGACGAGAUCAGUCUUGACCUCAAUAUGACAGAUGAUCUUCUAGGAUCUCGCUACAAGGAUAAGCUAGAAUCCCAUUAUGAAGAACCCAUCCACCAAGUUAUUACGAAGGUCUUCCGUGGGCUAUCAGGCAAGAAGGUCAUCAUGCCCUCAAAAGACUUUGUUAGCCACCACGGACAUAGCGGAGUCAAGUGUUCUAUCAAGGCGAACGAAGGCCUCUUGUACUUCUUGGAUAAGAGCUUGAUCUUCGUUCCCAAACCCGCUACCUAUAUUCAGAUGGAGAAUGUUGCCGUUGUCACCAUGUCUCGUGUUGGCGGAGCUGUCUCGGCCAGCAGAACAUUCGAUAUCACCGUUACCCUGAAGGCUGGCUUAGGAGAACACCAAUUCAGCAAUAUCAACCGCGAGGAGCAACAACCACUAGAGGAAUUCUUCAAGGCAAAGAACAUCCGAAUCAAGAACGAGAUGUCAGACGACACCAACGCCUUGAUCGCAGCCGCCCUAGACAACGACGACAUGAUGUCGAGCGAAGACGAAGGUGUCCGCCCCGACCGCGGCUCAGCUGACGAAGACGAGGAGUCAGUCGACGAGGACUUCCAGGCGGACUCCGAGUCCGACGUUGCAGAGGAGUACGACUCGGCCCACGAGAGUAGCGGCAGCGGCAGUGAUGCUGAAAUGGACGACGCGUCUGACGGCGGCGAUGAUGGAGGAGAUGUAGAUAUGUCCGAGGACGAGAACCGGCCAAAGAAGAAGACGAAGGUUGCGAAAUAAGGGACAGAGUCGUGCCUUGGCUUCUGAAUUGUACUUUAUGAUUUACUAGGGAACUAAUAAAUACAACGAAGCACUGACUUAUUGUCUUAUUGUCAGUCCUAUGCAUUCUUUCGCUCGUACACGAGGACAACUAUCCCUCUUUCCAACUCGGUUCUCAAACACCUCGCAGUUGUCUAGCGAGCGGAGAAAUCACGCUGCAAAGCACCGGACAUGUCACAUCUAGUCGUCUUACUCGCAUGAACCGCCUCUUGAAGACCUGCUAUUGACAAUACUAUUGGGCUUCUCCUGCAUAUGCAUAGAUAGGUCUGAAGGGCACCUUGUAUGAUACUGUACAUAGUCGCUAGUAGUCCGUUCCAAAAUAGAUCAUCAUCAGCA
Aspergillus calidoustus is the source of this 2281-nucleotide messenger RNA. The record is from the annotation of a GenBank genome assembly. Lineage: Eukaryota; Fungi; Ascomycota; Eurotiomycetes; Eurotiales; Aspergillaceae.